GUUCACCCAACGACAUUUCCAAGUUCGUGUAAUUGAAGCUUGAUCAGGCAAGUUCGACGAAGGUCGAAAUUUCACGCGGCUAUGAGCGCAUAACGCCUUUUACGAGGCGCGCGCAACCGGUCUCCUUCCGCAUGCACAUCCGACGAAACGGGAACUUAUCUCACAACGCGUACGAAGAACGGCUUCGUAUUUACAACUACAUACAUAAGUCGCGUGGAACGUAGAAGAAGAAGAACAAGAGGCGGACGGCGGUGUGGACACAAUUAGCCAAAAUGCCCCAACAAACCAAUUGGGUGAAGGUCGUGGUGACUUUACUGCUCGGUUUUCAGCUGGGGCUUUUACUGGGCUUCAUCUCCUCAACGUUGAUGUUUAAGCUCCUACCGCAGCAAUGGAUUGACAACGGCUUCGCGGAUCGCAAGAGCAGGUAUGAAAAUCUUGUUGAGCGCAGGACAUGCAGGAAAGAGGGCUUUCGAGAAAUGUAUAGCGGGCAGGACAACCGCGUGAGCAUAUGUGCAUGCUGGCAGGAUGGCGCCGUGAAGGGCAUCGACGGCGGAGUCGAGAGUUGCUGGGCUUACGAAAGGAGUGGCUGGAGUGAGCUUGGAGUGUGAGCACGAAGGACUCUUCGAGGAAUGACUCCCCAGCGCGAAAGAGGUGUAUCAAAGCGGGGGGGAGGAGCCUCAACAAGCGACCAUGGGGGCGAAGACGACCUAGCGAUAAAUCUAAUCACGAAGCCGAAGCCCAAUGAGGUCGAGAAAACGUCUAGUUCGCAUUGUAGUUUUGGGGAAAUAGAUGACCGUACAAGCCCUCCAAAGCACAUGGGGCCAACAGAAAACUAGGACUACAUGUCCGAGUCCUUUGUCAUUGCAUAUAUAGCGUUCGCGGAUUUACGAAUGGCGCCAUUUUACGGUCGUUGCAAAAUCCACAGAGCACCCUACUAUCUGCUCAGCAGCGUCGCAUGUGCUUCACGGGUUCUGUUUCGAUGACAAGUCAUCAACGAACGGAAUCGGUUCCGACUUUCUGCAAACCCCUCCGCCUAUCGUCCUUCAAGACUGUCUAAGGGAUGGCUUGUGGUUGCUGCGAUUUGUCCAUCAGACUUGGCUUCUUUGCAAGGUAGAAAGCAGCUAGCCGUAACCCAGCUUGACGUGGAUAAAGUAUACCAACUCGAAGGCAUGACCACACCAAUCAAUUUUAUGGGACGUCAGCGG
Messenger RNA from Verruconis gallopava, 1205 nucleotides. RefSeq lists its product as uncharacterized. The record is from RefSeq and is a predicted model, not a curated record. Bases 273 to 608 code for a protein of 111 amino acids. The transcript has a single exon. NCBI's taxonomy places the organism in Eukaryota, Fungi, Ascomycota, Dothideomycetes, Venturiales, Sympoventuriaceae.